Messenger RNA from Schistocerca serialis cubense, 573 nucleotides. RefSeq names its product brachyurin-like. Gene Ontology annotation, biological process: proteolysis. Bases 1 to 573 code for a protein of 190 amino acids. The transcript is spliced from 5 exons. NCBI's taxonomy places the organism in Eukaryota, Metazoa, Arthropoda, Insecta, Orthoptera, Acrididae. Gene Ontology annotation, molecular function: serine-type endopeptidase activity. The record is from RefSeq and is a predicted model, not a curated record.
AUGAGGUUCCACUUCCUGCUGUCGGCGCUGCUCCCUUUGACUGUGACUACAAGCGCGGAUGACGAGCUACAAGUUAGGCGACUGCGGGCUGCUGUGACUAAUCACCACGAGGGCGAUGUGGCUGGACGCAGCAGCAACUCCCAUCUCAUGCCAGGUGGGGCAGGUGCGGCGUGGUCGCUUUCGCGGUCGCGCAGGCGAUCCGGCGGUCGCAUCAUCAACGGCGCCGACGCCACGGACGGGCAGUUCCCGUGGCAGGCGGCCAUCCGGCUGGACCGCUUCGGCUUCUGCGGCGGAUCUCUCAUCUCGGACAGCGCCGUCCUCACAGCGGCGCACUGCGUCGACGGGGUGGCAACAUUCGUGGUGACGCUGGGCACAGUGCUGGUGACGGGAGACGCCAAAGACGUGACGGUGACGACAACGAGCGCCGCGUGGCACCCGGACUAUUGGACCGACGAGAAGACGGCCGACAACGACAUCGGCGUCGUGCUCCUGGGACAGUCCGUCUCCUUCACAGUCGCUAAAUCGGUGCUCGUCGGCAGUCACAAAGUGAUGAUGUUGCCAGAAGAGCUGUAG